UCUGCCUGGGGCCAUCCUGCAGCCCAGCUCUCAUCCUCUCCCACCUGUCACCGCAAGGGGUCCCCGCAGGUGGAGGCCACAGAUGCCUGGGUCCACGCUUCUGGAGAGGAGGGAGCUCAGCCUGCAGCCAGGAACACUGUGGCCUGGAGGGGGCUCAGGAGGGGCGGGUGCAAGCUAGAAAGAGGCAGGGCUGAGCUAGAGAGACGGAGGGAGGAGAAAGAGAGAGAGAGAGAGGAGGAGAGAGAGAGAGAAAGAGAGAGGGAGGAGACGGAGGGAGCGCUGGGGACCUGGAGCCCCACUGGCAGCCAGGAAGUAGCUCCCCGCACUGAGCAGCCGCCCUCCGGCUGGAUCGCCCCGUCUUGGGGGCCUCGGGAUCAGGACCGGGAACAUGGGGUCGGUCCCUGGAGCCUUCCUCCCUGUGAUCCUUCUUCUGUCGGCAAAGAGCUGGGGUCCAGCCAUGGCAGGAAACACAGAUAACUGUGACAAGCCACUCGUGUCUGCCCUGCCCCCAUCAUCCUUCAGCAGCUCCUCGGAGCUGUCCAGCAGCCACAGUCCUGGGUUCGCAAGACUUAACCGAAGAGACGGAGCCGGGGGCUGGACGCCGCUCGUGUCAGACAAGAACCAGUGGCUGCAGAUCGACCUUGGAGAGAGGGUGGAGGUCACCGCAGUGGCCACCCAGGGCGGGUACGGGAGCUCCGACUGGGUGACCAGCUACCUCCUGAUGUUCAGCGACAGCGGCAGGAACUGGAAGCAGUACCGGAGAGAGGAAGGCGUCUCGGGCUUCCCCGGGAACUCCAACGCGGACAGCGUGGUGCACCACAGGCUGCGGCCGCCCGUGGAGGCCAGGCACCUGCGCUUCCUGCCUUCCUCCUGGAACCCCGACGGUCGGAUCGGGAUGCGCGUGGAGGCCUAUGGAUGUCCAUACAGAUCCCAGGUGAUUGAUUUUGAUGGAAAAAGUUCCCUGCUCUACAGAUUUGUUAAAAAUACCAGCAGUUCGGCAAAAGACGUCAUCUCUUUGAAAUUUAAAACCAUGCUGAGUGAUGGGGUUCUGCUCCACAGAGAGGGAAGAGGGGGAGACAGCGUCACCCUGGCAUUGGUAAAGGGGACACUCUUCCUGCUCGUCGGUUCAGGUGACAGCUCACCCCUGUCGCCCUCUGGCCCUGGUGGUGCGCUGGGCAGCCUCCUGGAUGACCAGCAGUGGCACUCAGUCCUCUUUGAGCACUCCCGCCAGCUCGUGAACCUCACGGUGGACGGGCACUCACAGCAGUUCCGGGUGUGGGGAGACCUGAGCCAGGAGGACCUGGAUCCUGAGAUCAGCUUUGGAGGGAUUCUAGCACCUGGAAAAUCAGUGACCUUUCAAAGAAAAAACUUCGACGGAUGUUUAGAAAACAUUAAUUUUAACGGAGAGGACAUCAUCGAUUUGGCUAAGCGGCACGGACCACAGAUUCUCGUCACGGGGACCAUCUCCUUCUCCUGCUCUCGGCCACAGCCCGUGCCCGUCACCUUUCUGAGCGCCGGGAGCCACCUGGAGCUGCCAGGCACCCUGGGGCAGGACGGGGCCACCGUCAGCUUCCAGUUCCGGACAUGGAACAGCGCGGGCCUCCUGCUGUCCAGCCGGCCCCAUCAAGGCUCCGGGGGGCUCGUUCUCGCUCUCCGUGAUGGGACCCUCAGGCUGGGUCUGUCCUCAUCUCCAGGACAAGCCCAGAGUGACGUCACUGCAGGGGUCGGACUGAACGACGGGCAGUGGCAUUCGGUCUCCCUGACGGUGAAGAGGAAUCAGCUCAGGGUGACCCUGGACCACGACGGGGCCGCCAGCAUCCAUGCCACGCUGCCUGUGGGGACCGGCGCAGGGGACACCUACCGCUUUGGAGGCUGCCUCCGCCCCGGCUCCGGGCCUGAAUGUGAGGGGUCUCUCGGCGGAUUCCAGGGCUGUCUGAGACUCGUCUCCAUUAAUGCCCAAGAGGUGGACCUGAUUUCAGUGCAGCAGGGGGCGCUCGGGAAUUUCAGCCACCUGCAGAUAGACGCCUGCGGCAUCCUGGACAGGUGUCUGCCCAACUACUGCGAGCACGGUGGCAGGUGCUCCCAGACCUGGACAGCCUUCCACUGUGACUGCACCAGCACCGGCUACGCGGGCGCCACGUGCCACCACCCCCUCUACGAGCAGUCCUGUGAGGCCCACAGGCACAAGGGCAGCCCCUCCGGGCUGUACCACCUCGACCCGGAUGGCAGCGGGCCCCUGGAGCCAUUCCCGGCAUUCUGUAACAUAACAGACGUCCCGUGGACCAUCCUGCAGCACAACGGCUCGACCUUCACCAGGGUCAAGGGCACAGACCGGGAGAACCCACACAGGGCCACGUUCCAGUACGCAGCCACAGCAGAGCAGCUGUCGGCCACCAUCGCCCGCGCUGGGCACUGCCAGCAGGAGCUGGAGUUCCACUGCAGAAGGUCUCGGCUCCAGGACACUCGAGAUGGAACCUCUCUGAGCUGGUGGGUUGGAAGAAGCAACGAGACACACACUUACUGGGGAGGUUCUUUGCCUGAAGCUCAGAAGUGUCCUUGUGGCUUCGCGGGGACCUGCAUAGAUUCCCGAUAUCAUUGCAACUGUGACGCUGACCGGGAUGAAUGGACCAAUGACACAGGUGUGCUCUCCUACAAGGAGCACCUGCCCGUGAUGCGAAUCGUGGUCACAGACACGGCCCACCCGAGCUCCGAGGCUGCCUACAGGCUGGGGCCUCUGCUGUGCCAGGGGGACCGAUUGUUCUGGAAUUCGGCCUCCUUCCACACUGAGGCUUCAUACCUUCACUUCCCUACUUUCCACGGAGAGCUCAGCGCCGACGUGUCUUUCUUUUUCAAGACGAUGGCUUCGUCCGGGGUGUUUUUAGAGAACCUGGGGAUCACAGACUUCAUCAGCCUCGAACUGCGCUCUCCGGUGGAGGUGACCUUCUCCUUCGAUGUGGGAAACGGGCCCUGCGAGGUCACCGUGCAGGCACCCACUCCCCUCAAUGACAACCGGUGGCACCUGGUUCGAGCUGAAAGGAACGUGAAGGAGGCAUCGCUGCAGGUGGACUGGCUCCCACGCGGGACGCGCGCUGCCCCCGAGGACGGGCACAUGCUCCUGCAGCUCAACAGCCAGCUCUUUGUGGGCGGCACGGCCACCAGGCAGAGAGGGUUUCUGGGAUGCAUUCGGUCUCUGCAGUUGAACGGAGAGACGCUGGACCUCGAGGAAAGAGCCAAGGUCACUCCAGGAGUGGAGCCCGGCUGCCCAGGACAUUGCAGCACCUACGGACACUUGUGUCACAAUGGAGGGCGAUGUCGAGAGAAGCCCCGUGGAUUCUCCUGUGACUGUGAGCUCUCGGCAUUCACAGGGCCCUUCUGCUCACACGAGAUUUCUGCCUACUUUGGACCUGGGUCCUCCGUGACUUACAAUUUUCACGAAUAUUAUCCGUUAAGUACAAACUCCAGCCCUCACGCUGCUUCGUUCCAGGGGGACGUGACACUAACCAGAGAGCUGAUCACAUUCAGCUUCCUCACAGCACAAACCCCGAGCCUGCUGCUCUAUGUGGACUCCUUCUAUGAGGAAUACCUGUCAGUUAUCCUUGCCAGAAAUGGGAGUUUGCAGAUUAGGUACAAGCUAGAUUUACAUCAAGAUCCUGAUGUUUUUAACUUUAAUUUCAAGAACAUGGCUGACGGGCAGCUUCACCGCGUGAAGAUUAGCAGAGAGGAAGGAGUGGUCUUUGUAGAGGUGAACCAGAAAUCCCGGAGACAAGUGAGUCUGUCCUCGGGCACGGAAUUCAACGCUGUCAAAUCCCUGGUGCUGGGCAAGAUUUUAGAGCCCGGCGGCCACGUGGACGCGGAGACGGCGCGGGCGGGCGCGCGGGGCUUCUCCGGCUGCCUCUCCGCCGUGCAGUUCGAGCGCGCGGCCCCGCUGAAGGCUGCGCUGCGCCCUGGGCGCCCCGCGCGCGCGUCGGUGCGGGGUCCGGUGGCGGCGUCUGACUGCGGGGCCCGAGGCGGGGACGGCGCGGCGCGGGAGCGCACGCACGUGCGAGCAGAACAUUCCGGAGUGAUGGAUGAGGGGGAGCCCAUGGCUGACGCGACCAGGGGAGACUCUGCAGUGAUUGGAGGUGUCAUAGCUGUGGCGGUAUUUGUCCUGCUGUGCGUCGCUGCCAUAGCCAUCCGCCUUUAUCAGCAGAAGAACUUGUACUCAACCAAGGAGGCAAAGCCACCAGAGAACCCAGGCCACGCCCCAACCGGGCUCCGGUGCGAGCUCAGCCUGCAGAGCGCAGUCUGCGGAAACCAGAAGGAGUACUUCUUCUGAGCAGGAGCCAGGGUGGACGCAGUCUCACAGCAGGCUGCCCUUCUCCUGUGCCUGGGGCUCCCCAGGGCCAGAAGUCCCCUUUGCAAAUGCAACAGUUUGAGACGCAACCGUGCGGCACAAAUCCCGCCUCACAGAGGGUCUGAUGGCAUUAUCCCUUAGCUAUCGUUAGCGUCACUGCAUUUUAUGUCACCAUGAAUCAGUAUCGUCAUGAUCCAUGUUUGUUUCCAAUGCUCUAAUGUGCUUUUAAACUGAAUUUUAGCUUGCUUAGCCGCUGGGGUUUUGAAAGGGAAACUGGCCCUCAGCCGUCUGUCCCAGUGGGACCUGAGGCUCAGCUUUACUCGCACAGGAGGCUGCGUUUUGUGAUCAAAGAACUGAACAUCCUUCUUGACCACGUUUGUUGAAUAUUCACAUCUUCUGUGAGCCAUAGCCACGUGGCCAAAAAUAAACAGCCUUUCUGCCUUUCUCUUUGUUGGUUGAUGCCAAGCAGCACUCCUCUCUCGGGGUAUCAUUGCUGGUUUGUUUGCAUUGCUUUUAUUUAAUGUUUCCUUCAAAUGCCCACGGUGAGUACGGAUGCUUCUGGCACUACGUGCUCGUCUUCAGGGGUAGAGGUACGGCGUUCGGACGGUGCAGAGCGGACCGUACAUGCUUUACUUUUUUCCUUCAUCUUAUGCCAUCGAGGUCCGUGAUUGACAUUUGGCAGUGCCCUGACUAAUGUUGAUUUCACAAAGUUUUUUUUAAUUGAAAUUGAAAAGCAGAUAGAACCACAAAUUCUUAAUACUGAAAAUGUAUUUUUUUGCAUCUGAGAUACCUGGAUGAUACAUAAUAGUAAAUUUAUUUCCCUAAACGCCCGGUCAUUUGUCAGUGUUCUUUGUCAUGGUAAAUUCUUCUGUUUCUUUGCUGUUUGUUGGCUUGGCUUUUCUCCAAAGGUCUCCCCAACUUUGCUCUGCUCUCCCGAGACUGUAUUCCAUGGAGCUUCUUUCUCGAAUAUUCGAGAGCAAGUCACUUUAUGACUUUUCUAAAGCUCGGACUGUUUCCAGCAUAGACUCCCACGUGCAUGGCCACCCAGUCGCAAAGUCCUACACGUGCUGACUCUGAGCCACAACCACGCCCCAAGCUGAGCAACCAGAAUCACCCUGAAAUUCAUUCUCCUAGUCUCAGUUCCAGGAUGCAGAGAUCCAUGUCUCAGAGCUCCCAAAACCGGUGGGAGCUUCUUGGGGAGCAGACCAGGAGAGCAAUGGAUGACAGGGGAUUCCAAGGAAACUGUCUAGUCAUUAAUUUUGGAACCCCGAUAAAUGAACCCUCACGAGGAGCCUGCAAUUAGGUCCCAUAGAACCAGUUGACAGAAGACACGCUCCUGCCCCUGCUUGCCCUGUGCCAGAGAGCGGGGAUCCUCCAGCGUGUCCACGUCAGGAAAGGGAAGAAAUGCCUGGCCUCCAUGUUGCUUCUCCUGUCGAUCUCACAUCUACUUUUUGGUGUCCUUUUCCACAUCACCUCUGUCGCAAUUUGUCUGUUAAUAAUUGCUAUUCUUUUUUAUAUGCUAGGACUUGCUGGGGUUUUAUUUUCCUGUAAAUCUAAAGUUCUCAACUAAUACAGUCACUUAAAGACAGAUCUUGGUGAAUGGUGCACACGUUUCCCCAUUUGUAGCAUCGAGACAGAGAUGGUAAGUUGGACGAUGCAGAGCUGGCUACAGACUUGGUGACCUCCAGGCCGCCUUUACAAGUGAGGGGGGCUCACUGGCACCCGAUGUCUCAGGAGGACAGACGGGGGGGCUGCACGGCUCUGUUGCCCACCUCCCACCCCGAAGCCCCUCCAUGCGUCCCGUGCCCUCACUGUCCUUCCCUGAUUUGUAAAGUUUACCUUCUUGUUUGUUAAUAAAACAAGACUUUUAAAACAAA
Equus caballus (horse) is the source of this 6210-nucleotide messenger RNA. Its product is annotated as contactin-associated protein-like 4. The record is from RefSeq and is a predicted model, not a curated record. NCBI's taxonomy places the organism in Eukaryota, Metazoa, Chordata, Mammalia, Perissodactyla, Equidae.